Procambarus clarkii (red swamp crayfish) is the source of this 708-nucleotide messenger RNA. RefSeq lists its product as uncharacterized. Lineage: Eukaryota; Metazoa; Arthropoda; Malacostraca; Decapoda; Cambaridae. The record is from RefSeq and is a predicted model, not a curated record.
UAGAGGAUCCGGCCCACCACUGCUACACACACAUCCUCCAGUCGCUUCUCCUGUGUUCAUCUCCGUACAAGCCAGUUCUCUCCCUUGCUGCAUCAUGAAGCUGAUGACAUCUGUGUUAGUGACGGUGGUCCUGACCUUGCUGGUCGCCGGGACCUCUACCGCUGGCCCUGGCGGCUUCCCCCUCGAAGCAUGCUUCAGUGGAGCAAAAAGACGGGACUUCAAGAAUCGGCUCUGCAGUGACCUGGAUCAGACUGAGGAAUUUUGCAGGACUUAUAAGCCACUACUUAAUAAUUGCAAAGAUCAAAUCAUGAACGGCACUCAUGCCCAAUCCAUCCUUCAAGCCGCCGCCGACUGUCUGCACACAGUGGCAGAUAUUACCGUCCCGGCUGCCAACACAGUGAACGUCGAUGUAUUCACAGAGUACCUACAGUCAGUCGUGACCAAUGUUGCAGAUUUGUGCUUCAAGGUCGAAGAUCUGGUGACCUGCUUCAAACAGAAUACGGGCAUGGCUCAGCUGAUGAAGGACUGCAUAGCACAAGCUGGCCAAUAAAUGCCCCACCGAGACGUCCAAUACCACAGACAGAUCUCCAACACCACAGACAUGUCCAACUCCAGAAAGUCGUCAAACACCACAGAGACGUUUAGAGAGCAUCAGAAAACAAGAAAAAAAAACAUAAAAUACAGUAAACAAUAAAAAUAUGAGUUUAA